AUGGAGUCCCUGGCUACGGGUGUCAUCACCAACUCCUCAAGCGAGUUCAACACCAGGAAGGAAGCCCUGAUGUUCCUGCUCCACUUCAUCGGCGACAUUCACCAACCGCUGCACACUGAGAACGCCUCGCGAGGCGGCAACGACAUCGAUGUCUGCUUCAAUAACAGAAGCAGGAACCUCCAUGCUGUUUGGGACACCGACAUCGUACUGAAGUACCGCGGUCUUCCCCGCAAUUCAAGCAACGACGAUGAGAAAGCGGCAGCGAGAGAAUGGGCAGACGAACUGCAUAGCAACAUUCAAGCCAGGGGUAUCGCGGUGGAACAGGAGUGUAACGACAUCAGCGACCCGCAGACUUGUGCGCUGGGGUGGGCGAUGGAGGCGAACAAAUGGAUUUGUAGGCAUGUGUUGAAGAAUGGGGUGCCGUGGCUUGAGGACCAGAGGAACGAUCUUGCACGUGGUUACUAUAAUGGCGCGGUUCCUAUCGUGGACGAGCUUGUUGGGAAAGCGGGAGUGAGGCUUGCAGCGUGGCUGAAUGCUAUUGCUGCUGCGCAGCCGUCCCGCGGGAACUUUCUGGUGCAGAAGGCUGACGGGAACGAAGAGCCUGUUGAGAGCGAGGAGCUAUGA
Molecule: messenger RNA, 624 nt
Organism: Coniosporium apollinis CBS 100218
Lineage: Eukaryota; Fungi; Ascomycota; Dothideomycetes
Exons: 2
Coding region: 1-624 (207 amino acids)
Biological process (GO): DNA catabolic process
Molecular function (GO): nucleic acid binding; endonuclease activity
Source: RefSeq, a predicted model, not a curated record